This is a messenger RNA of Asparagus officinalis (garden asparagus), 528 nucleotides long. RefSeq lists its product as uncharacterized. Lineage: Eukaryota; Viridiplantae; Streptophyta; Magnoliopsida; Asparagales; Asparagaceae. Bases 1 to 528 code for a protein of 175 amino acids. The transcript has 5 exons. The record is from RefSeq and is a predicted model, not a curated record.
AUGUUCAAACUUAUUUCAUGUUCAACUUCUGCAGGGAGUCGAGAGGAAGGAGAAUUGCCAGCUGAUGCUGCUUCUCCCGGAGGUAUGGAAAUUGAGGAAACAAGCUUCGUCCAACAAAUGCAUGAUGCUCUGAAGGAAGGAUCGGCUGAUGUUCCACCCACUCCUGACGUUGAUCCAUCAGCUGCGGACACAGUCAAAUUAAAAGAAGCAGGUACCAGUAGUGGAGCUCUCGAAUCAGCCCCGACCAACGAAGAUGUCACAAUGCACGAAUCUGUUGGAGGAGAGACCACGCAUACAACAGAGGUCGAGGAAUUCAAUGAACAUCACCUCGAUUUCAAUCUCUCUGAAGGCGACCAUGAGUAUAUCUCCGACUUACUAUCGGGGAAAACUCCUGGUGCAGCCACGGAAUCCAGCGUUGGAGUCGGUCCAACAGAAGCAGGUCCUUCUGAAAGACCAGUUGCUGGAACUGAUACUACUAUAAUCGUUGGAACAUCUGAACACCCGGAGGGUCGUGAACUCGUUUCUUGA